This is a messenger RNA of Pogoniulus pusillus (Red-fronted tinkerbird), 3262 nucleotides long. It is a transcript of the gene NEXN, whose product is annotated as nexilin F-actin binding protein. Lineage: Eukaryota; Metazoa; Chordata; Aves; Piciformes; Lybiidae. Gene Ontology annotation, biological process: mitochondrial fusion. The transcript has 15 exons. Bases 452 to 2467 code for a protein of 671 amino acids. The record is from RefSeq and is a predicted model, not a curated record.
AACGUGCUUCUUCCUCUGCUUGCAAAGUUUCCAGAGAAAGGCGCUGCCUUAGAGCGAGCGAGUGUAUUCUGGCGGUCUGGCACCACCUCGGUUCCGCUCCAUCAGCUCCCUGUCACAUUACUAUUAUUAGUUGAUUGCUCUCCAUGUGCCAUAAAACGACCUCAGACCCGACCACCGCAGGUAUAAAACUCGCCGCUGGCAGGGCAUGAACUAGUGACGGCGGAGCGCUCUGUGCGGGGCAGCGUUUCUGGCCAGCUCUGCUUUGGGGCCGGGAGGCGAGCGCGGAGGUUUGCGCAACCUACGCCGGAGCGGCGGCCGCAGCCAAGGGGCGCUCCGCAGCCGUCAGCCCGCCCGCCGGGACCACGACGAGCCGCAGCUGCGGGGCAGCGUUCACAGGUAGAAACUGAAAGCAAUCUUAAACAUACCAGGUGCAGAGCACAAUACAGUAGCCAUGAAUGACAUUGCACAGAAAACUGAGAUUCUACUCUCUUCAUCUAAACCCGUCCAAAAAUCCUAUGUGCCCAAGCUUCACAAAGGUGAUGUAAAGGAUAAAUUUGAAGCUAUGCAGAAAGCAAGGGAAGAAAGAAAUCAAAGGAGAUCUAGAGAUGAAAAGCAAAGAAGAAAAGAACAAUAUGUUAGAGAGAGAGAAUGGAACAGGAGGAAGCAGGAGAUGAAAGAACUGCUUGGAUCUGAUGAAGAUGAAGAAGCAAAAUCAUCUAAAAUAGAAAAAGGUUAUGUUCCAAAGCUAAUAGGAACAGUUAAAGGCAAGUUUGCAGAAAUGGAGAAACAAAGGCAAGAAGAAGAAAGAAAAAGAACAGAAGAAGAAAGAAAGCGCAGAAUUGAACAAGAUAUGAUUGAGAAAAGAAAAAUUCAAAGAGAAUUGGCAAAAAAAGCACAGGAGAUUGAUGACUUUAACAAUACGGGAACUGAAUCAGCAGCUGAGGAAGGGGAUGAUUCACUGCUGGUUACAGUAGUGCCUGUAAAAUCUGCCAAAACACCUGGGAAGAUGAAAAUAAACUUUCAGAACACUGGAAAGGAGAGCACAGAACAAAGAGAGAGACCAGAUGAAGAAACCAAGCUAAAAUAUGAUGAACAAAACCAAUUUCUUAAGGAAUUUGUCAUGGGUGAAAAUGAAAGCAAUAAAACACAAGAGCCUCUGUCUCCUGGUAAGCUCAAACUAACAUUUGAAGAACUUGAAAGGCAAAGACAGGAAAAUCAGAGGCGACAAGCAGAGGAAGAAGCAAGACAGCGCUUAGAAGAGGAGAAACGUGCCUUUGAAGAAGCUAGACAGCAAAUGAUAAAUGAAGGUGAUGAUGAAGAAUCUGAAAAUUCUGUUAAAGAGUUCCGUCCUGGUAAACUUAGACUUAGCUUUGAGGAGAUAGAAAGACAGAGGAGAGAAGAAGAAAAGAGGAAAGCAGAAGAAGAUGCAAGACGACGCAUGGAAGAGGAGAAGAGAGCAUUUGCUGAAGCAAGGAAGAACAUGCAGGUGCUGGAUGACGAAUCACCAGAAAUGUUUAAAACAAUUUCCCAAGAGUCUCUCAUACCUGGUAAAUUGGAAAUUAAUUUUGAGGAGUUACUGAGACAAAAAAUGGAAGAAGAAAAGAGACGUGCGGAAGAAGAGCGUAGGCAAAAGUUGGAAAUGGAAAAGCAAGAAUUUCAACAGUUGAGACAAGAAAUGGGAGAGCUGGAAGAAGAGUCUGAAACUUUUGAACUAAGUAAAGAGUAUGAAGAAUUAAUAAAGUUAAAAAGAAGUGGUUCUAUUCAGGCAAAGAACUUAAAAAGCAAGUUUGAAAAAAUAGGACAAUUGUCACAAGAAGAAAUACAAAAGAAGAUUGAAGAAGAGCGAGCUAAAAGAAGAGCAAUAGAUGAAGAAAUAAGAGAACGGGAAGCUGAACAUUUUCAUGAAGAUGAUGAGGUAGAUGUGAAACCAGCCAAGAAAUCUGAGGCUCCAUUUACUCAUAAAGUAAACAUGAAGGCCCGUUUUGAGCAAAUGGCAAGAGCCAGGGAGGAAGAGGAGCAGAGGAGAAUCGAAGAACAGAAAUUACUACGCAUGCAGUUUGAACAAAAAGAAAUUGAUGCUGCAUUACAGAAGAAACGGGAAGAGGAAGAAGAGGAGGAAGGAAGCAUUAUCAAUGGUUCUACUUGUGAAGAUGAGGAGGAUCAAGCUCGUUCUGGAGCUCCCUGGUUCAAGAAAUCACUGAAAAACACAUCAGUUGUUGAUGGCGAGCCAGUGAGGUUUACAGUUAAAAUUACUGGAGAACCAAAACCUGAAGUUACAUGGUGGUUUGAGGGGGAAAUGUUGCAGGACUCUGAGGACUACCAGUAUAUUGAAAGAGGAGAAACCUAUUGCCUAUACUUGCCAGAAACCUUCCCAGAAGAUGAAGGGGAAUAUAUGUGUAAAGCAGUCAACAACAGAGGCACAUCUGCUAGCACCUGUAUUCUCACCAUUGAAACUGAUGACUACUAAUGCUCUACUUAAGCUGGAAUCUUUCUUCCCCUCAUUACUUUCUUAUUGCAUCAUCUCUUUCUCUCAUGGGGCCAACUAAAGAAAGCAAGGACAUGCAUUGAUUUGUCAUUCCUGCAUCAGAUAAGAAUAACCUUCUAAUUGUGAGUGUUCAGGUGCCUUGCUCAGUGCAAAGAAUCACUAUUAAAGGCUAAAAAGCAAUCAAUGUAUGAAGUAUCAAGUAAAGGAAAAGCUGAAUUAUAACAGUGCUCCCACAUUUGAAGACCAACUGUUGUGUAAUAGUGUAAAGCUAAAUACACAAUCUGGAAACUUAAGUAGUAGUGUAAAUCUGCUAGUACAUUUUGCAUGAACACUAAACAUUUAAGCUGUUUUACUUAUACCAGAGGCAUUGAACUGGCAAAAGAAAAUACUUGAUGAUUUUCAAAAACUCCAGUGCACUAUUUUUGAAUAAAAGAUUACAUAACUGCUCACUUCUGUUUUGUUACAAAGAGCAUCAGUUAGUUUUAAAAUUGGUUUGCAUUUUAAACUGUUAUGCUCUUCUCAACCUAUGCAGCUGAUAAAUCAAAAGGAAACAUCUCAGUAAGGCCUACUGUGGUCUUUAGAAGUUUUACAAGCAAAUGUUGGUACUAUAAUUUUUCAUUGCUUAAAUGAUACAGGAACAUUUGGGGGCAAAAUAUGAGCCUAUCAUAGCUAAGUUGGUAGGAAGUAAGCUCUAAGAAAAAUACUUUCAGAAAGUGCCUAACUUGUCAAUCUUUGUGCUCUCUUUAUGAAAUAAAUUUACUGCUGCAUCUCAAAACA